AUGCAUGCAAGUAGAGAGGAAAUUAUGAGCGAAAAGAGUCCGAAAUUUAGUAAAAUUUCAACAGAAUUAAGGGAAGAAGAAGUUGAGUUCGAGCAGCGAGAACAAAAAGAAGAAGGAGAAAUCACAGGUUCAGACGACGAAGAUUUUGACUACCCAUCGGUAUUUCGGGUCCCUCCGAACCGAGUUGAUUCCUCUCCUGCGCAAGAAGAAAGAGAAGAAGGAGAGAUUAUUUCCAGUUCAGAAGAUGAAGAUUAUGACUAUCUAUCAGUAUUUCGGGUCGAGCCUAACCGAAUUUAUUCUUCCAUUGCGGGUCAGUUGGAUACACCAUUAGGGGCUGAUGAACGGCCUUUGGUGAUGAAGAAGAGGUUUCAAUGUCGCGCAUACAACGAUAAUUAUGACAUCAAGGAGGCAGUUCACUUGGAUUUUAGGAGCUCUAAAAAGACAAAAAAGAUGGAAAUGAUGGACAAUGUCGACGAGAAUUUCCAAGUUAACUAUUCUUCAGUAAUGAAGAGAUCAAAAGAGGUUCAGGCAAAUCUGGACCCCGAAUUCCCUAGCUUCUUUAAGCUAAUGCUGCGUUUUUCUCAAGAAUUUUGGCUUCGUAUUCCUUCACAUUUCUGCAAAAUGCACUUGCCAAAGCAUGACGAAACAAUUUGUUUGGAAGAUGAAACUGGAGAAACAUAUGAAACAAGCUACUUUGCAGUUACAAUGGAACUAAGUUCUGGUUGGAGAGGAUUUUGCAUUCGGCACAACUUGCUUAGAGGCGACGUUGUUGUUUUCCAUUUGGUGGCGUUUUGCAAAUUUAAGGUAUACAUUGUAAGGGCAAGCACUUUACAGAAGGUUGAUGAAACUACUGGCAAUUCAAAUCUAGAUGCUAAUGCUAAAGAAAGAGACCUUAAUGCUGGUUUUCAAAGAUCGUUCAUUGAUUUUGAUGAGUUCAAGAUUAAAGUUAAGGGCGUCAGUGUAGACUCUAUGCUUACCGAAGACGUGCGUAGGAAGUAUUAUGAGCUUUGCCUCACUUGGGACUCUUACCUUCAUAAUCUUCUUCUUAAGAGCAUCAACUAUAUAUUAGCAACUGGAAUAAUUUUUGAGACAUUAAAAAUUGCUGAAUAUAUAAGCGGGUGA
Molecule: messenger RNA, 1122 nt
Organism: Fraxinus pennsylvanica
Lineage: Eukaryota; Viridiplantae; Streptophyta; Magnoliopsida; Lamiales; Oleaceae
Source: the annotation of a GenBank genome assembly